CAAGGUGUCAUGCCAGUCCUGUCGAUGGCGGAGCCCGUGGUUGAUCACCAGAGACGGUUUCAGGCCGCUGUGGAUGUCAUCCAUAACCUCCCCAAAAACGGUUCCUACCGCCCGUCCUAUGAAGUCAUGCUGCGUUUCUACAGUCUGUACAAGCAGGCGGUGUGUGGACCCUGUGCAGUGCCUCGACCCGGCUUCUGGGACCCAGUGGGUCGCUACAAAUGGGAUGCCUGGAGACGCCUGGGAGAGAUGAGCAGCAAGGGCGCCAUGGCGGCAUACGUUGACGAGAUGAAGAAAGUGGCACAGGAGGUCGUCGACACCAUGCCCAUGAACGAGAAAACAGCCUCGCUCUUCCACCACUUUGAGCCCCUCUACCUGGUGAUUGAUGACAUGCCGCGCCCUCCAGAGUCUCUGCUCACACUCGAAGAAGGUCUUAAAGGAGGUGGCCAUGCUCAGGGGCUGACGGAUGUGAAGGACGAGGAGCAGGGUGGUGCUGAAGAAGACUCUUCUCUUCCAGAAGGUGCCCAUCAGGAUCAGGAGUUGAACCCGUCUGAGGUCCUAGACCUCACUGCCAACACCAUCCCCAAUGACUCUGGUGUGUGUGAGGGUUUGGCGUUGACCAGUGACUCAGAGAGCGAGAUCUUCUGCGACUCCGUGGAUUCGGUGGAGCAACUCGGCAACGUCAAGAUUCCUUUGGUCAAGACCAACGGCUUCCACAACGGCCAUGCAUCCCCCGAGUUGCCCCCCGUUCAGAGCCACCAGCUGGAGGGCGGUCUGGGGGUCCGACAGGUCGGAGCAGGUGCAGGUGGAGAGGGGGCGGAGGAUGGAAAGGGUCCGAGUCCCAACAGGAGGGGUCGAAACCCCGGGCGGGAAGGUUCCAACCACAACUGGAGAGAACGUGGUGUUCCUCAGGGCAGUCCAAUGGGGGGCCCCGGUGGAGGCGGCGGAGGGGCGGGCCGGGGAGGAGGGGACGGUUCGGAGGGUGGGGUCGAGAGGCUGCAUGACGCCCAGCUACAGCAGCAGAUCAUUCUGGCCCUACGGAGGCUCAGAGAGGACAUGAGGAGCGUGAUGGACAGGCUGGAGGUGGUGGAGAGGCUCGCCGCCACACACGCCCAGAGUUCAGAGUGGAGGCCGUGUCUUCAGUGCGCAGCCGCAGUCUCCAAACCACAGGAGGAGAGGUGGUGGCUGUUCGACGUGUCGGGUCAGACCGUCGUCCUCUUCCUGCUGUGGCCGUUCGUCGCUCAGGGUCUGGUCUCCCUGCUGAGGAAAGCCCAGAGGAGGAGUCGACCGUCUUCAUGAGCCGGCGGGAGACAUCCAACCGCUCGCCUACACAGUAACCCGGAGGGGCCAGACGUCUAAUUUUGUUCAGCAGCAGAGGAUCAAAUCAAAAAAUGAAAUCACGGGAAGGCCUCGUCCUCCCUCACAUGUACACUGAUAUGAAGGGACUCGCUGUCUGCUCGGAGAAGAGACGUACCUGGUCCCGGGACAAACCUCAGGAUCCAGAGAUCCUCUCACUCACCACAGCACAUAACUCUUUGUUUAAAUUAUUGAAGUGGAAUCAGCUGGCUUGUGUUGGGAAGCACAACAUAAUAUUGUUUUUACCAAACCUGGAUAUGUGCAAAUACUGAACAUGAGCCUGAAUUAUUAAUUAUUAUUUAAUCUAAAUGAGACACGAUCAUCAUGUUCCAUUUACUUAUGGAUUUGCCAUAUGAUCUGUGUCUUUUGUAAUAUACAGAAUAUUGUUGUUAUUGUCCAAAACGGCACGAUGCAGUCAGAGUAUCUGCUUUCAAAUGGAUGAAGAAGUCAACGUACAGAUCUAGUUUUUAUCAUUUUUAUCUGUGAUACGGGGAGAAAGCACUCUGUAUCGGCAGAGAUGACUCCAUGGCAACACUUCAUCAACUCAUGGGAAUCUUCAGUUCUGAUUUCUGACCUCAGAUUGUUUUGUCAGCAUCUCUUUUUACAGUGAAACUGUCUUUUCAUUGCUUUGUCUCUUCAGACCCGUGUGCUGACUGACUGAUUCCAUCUAGAGCACAUCGCCCGAGAUGAUCAAAUUCACUGAAAUGAUGAAUUUUAUUGAUGCUACAACGGGAUCAUUUGUUUUCUAAAGCAGCCCCGUGACCAACGGUCAUGUAUAAUACUAAUGCAUGAGCUCAAAUUAAUAAAUCUAUAUUGAAUAGAACGUGGUGGUGUGUCAAAUCUUGGUGGCAAAAGUAAUAGUAAUAGUAAUUAUUACUACUACAAUAGUAAUUUAAGCACAAGGCCUCUAGUUUAACAGCAGUUAACUGGCAGUAACAGUGUAGGGAAGCACCGAUACCUGACUUACAUUGAUUCAUUAAAUUCUAUGUUUAUACAAACAUUAUAUACUGGAAUUAUAAUUCCUGUUUUAACAUGUUACUCUAUAUUAUGAAUUUAAUGUGAGUAAAGUCACAUAUACAUCACUGAUAAAAUAUACCUUUAAGAUGCAUUAAAAUAAUGUUAUGAAUUGCGUACAAAUGUGUUAAAGUUCACUGU
Molecule: messenger RNA, 2508 nt
Organism: Anoplopoma fimbria (sablefish)
Lineage: Eukaryota; Metazoa; Chordata; Actinopteri; Perciformes; Anoplopomatidae
Gene: acbd4
Product: acyl-CoA binding domain containing 4
Biological process (GO): fatty acid metabolic process; autophagy of peroxisome
Molecular function (GO): fatty-acyl-CoA binding
Source: RefSeq, a predicted model, not a curated record